CGAAAGACUUUUGAAAGGCAUCUCAAACAGAUUUGUCAAAGGCAUCUCAAACAGACUAUUGAAAGGCAUCUCAAACAGACUUUUGAAAGGCAUCUCAAACAGACUUGCAUCUCAAAGACUUGUCAAAGGCAUCUCAAACAGACUUGUCAAAGGCAUCUCAAACAGACUAUUGAAAGGCAUUUCCAACAGACAUAUGAAAAGCCCCUCAAACAGACUUUUAAAGGUCAUUUUAAACAGACUUGUGAAAGGCAUCUCAAACUGACUUAUGAAAGG
Messenger RNA from Lottia gigantea (owl limpet), 273 nucleotides. RefSeq lists its product as hypothetical. The record is from RefSeq and is a predicted model, not a curated record. Lineage: Eukaryota; Metazoa; Mollusca; Gastropoda; Lottiidae. The transcript is spliced from 2 exons. The annotation marks the transcript as partial.